AUGAUAAAGGAGAUGAGAGGUUGUCAGCAUUCCCUGUUUUUGGCAUUUUCCAAAUUUGGGCUGCUGUACUCUGUGCGAGCACACCAGAAUGCUGCCGUGGCAGGGCCAGGGUACUAUGCCAUCAUCAAGUUUUACUCAGCUGGAGAUGCCAGCAGAGCCCAGCGUGCCUGCAACGGGCAAAAUUUGUUUCAGAAGUCUCCCUUGAAGGUUUGUAUUUGCAACAAGCAGAAAGGGUUUCAGCAACAACUCCCUGCUCUCAGCAGCAGCAAGUGCCAGGAAUUGGCCAACCACUACCUUGGCUUUAAUGGCUGGUCCAGUCGCAUCAUCACGUUGCAGAAUGUGUCUGGCUUGGACGGUGAGAAUGAGGAACUGGGAAAGACCAUACAGCAUCAGUCUGUGAAAUUCCUGUGUACUCUGGAAGUGACACUGCCCAACCACAGGAUCUGCACCAGGGGAGUUGCCCUGGGUGAGGCAGAUGUAGGAAAUGGUGAAGAUCCGCUGGAGUUCCUCACGGCCAUGAAGAGAGCUCAGAAACUCGCAGUUGGGAAAGCUCUGUCUGGGGCCUUUCAGAAGAUCCUCCUUGUGGUCUUGGAAAAUGGGAAAGUGGCUGUGGAGUACAAUUCCUCCCUGGAGGAGCCCACGGACUCCUUAGCAGAAGAGGAGCUGAAGGGGCUUGUUCAGGUCAAUGAAUUAUCCUUGGAACAGUUUGACCUCGAAGAAGAAGUUCUGUCUGACCUCAGUUUUGAUGACAUUCCGUGA
Acanthisitta chloris (rifleman) is the source of this 759-nucleotide messenger RNA. It is a transcript of the gene RDM1, whose product is annotated as RAD52 motif containing 1. Gene Ontology annotation, molecular function: RNA binding. Bases 1 to 759 code for a protein of 252 amino acids. Gene Ontology annotation, cellular component: nucleolus. Lineage: Eukaryota; Metazoa; Chordata; Aves; Passeriformes; Acanthisittidae. The record is from RefSeq and is a predicted model, not a curated record. The transcript has 7 exons.